UCUUUGAUCUACAAUAUGUCUCUACUGGAAGAUGUAACCCUUAGAUCCCCUCAGAGCAAAAACAUCGUCUAUCUUGAAUACGAUCACUCAAAUUUGCCGCCCUCCUCCCCCGGCUAUACUCGUUUUGUGUGUAUCAGCGAUACACAUACGAGGCGUUUUCCUGUCCCGGACGGAGAUGUCCUGUUACAUAGCGGAGAUUUGACGAAUACCGGUACCUUGCAAGAAUUUGAAAGGACCAUGAAUUGGAUUUAUGAGCUUCCUCACAAGGUGAAAAUAAUUAUCGCAGGGAAUCAUGACCUCCCUUUGCAUGAUGAUUGGUAUGAGUUAAAUCAUCAGAGAUGGUCAUAUUCUGGGCAUGCGAAGCCACAGAAUCGUGAACGUAUUCUCGAAUUACUGAAAGGAAAGAAAGCUCAAGAAGCUAACGUCGUUUAUCUACAAGACGAGAGUCACUUUUUUCAAGCCAAAGAAGGCGGAAGAUUAUGGUCUGUAUAUGGCUCUCCUUGGUCACCGGAGUUUUAUAAUUGGGCUUUUGGAUACACGGCUGCUGAAGGACCUUCGUUGAUUUCCAAGUUUCAUAAAACUGACAUUCUACUUACUCAUGGUCCUCCUCGCGACAUCUUCGAUCGCACGAAUAGCGGUGACUUACCUGGCUGUCCUACUCUUGCCGCUGCUCUUCCUCAUCUUCGCCCUCGAUUACAUCUCUUCGGUCACAUUCACGAGGCGCAUGGAGCACAUGUUCAUUCAUGGUCUAAAGGCAACGUCGGAAGCGUACAAAAUUCAGCGCAAACGCAAGCAGAUGAGCCCAUGGUCGAGGACGACGAAGAUGACGACGAUGUCACAGUGUUCGUCAACGCUGCGAAUUGGCCGAUGGGGCAACGCAAGCUCGAAUACCAGACCAAGGCAUUCGGUAGACCCGGUUUCAGACCUGUUGUAGUCGAUAUGCUAGAAUAAGAAUCUCGAGGUAUCCUCUGGGCUAAUUAAUGGCAUACUUGAAGCUAUGAGUCUUACCAAUCUUGCCUAAAUACCGUCCAAUGUGGUGUAG
This is a messenger RNA of Lentinula edodes (shiitake mushroom), 1042 nucleotides long. RefSeq names its product Metallo-dependent phosphatase-like protein. The coding region runs from base 16 to 951 and encodes 311 amino acids. The transcript has 6 exons. Gene Ontology annotation, molecular function: hydrolase activity. NCBI's taxonomy places the organism in Eukaryota, Fungi, Basidiomycota, Agaricomycetes, Agaricales, Omphalotaceae. The record is from RefSeq and is a predicted model, not a curated record.